GGUAGUGUUGAGUGAUUCCCGAUAAGGCGGGAGUUAGACUCUCGUGCUACAUUUUACGCAUUUUUGAUAGAAUUAUUUACUUGUACAUCGUUGUACCGUUACGUUUCGGAAACUCACCUAAACUACGCCGUAGCGAUUUGUCUGCUACAAAGAAACAGUUGGCUAAAUAACAAAACUACUUAGGCAUCCCUGGAUUAAACAGGUAUUAGAAAGUGCACCGUACACAAGCGACACCUGAAACUGUACUGCCUGUUGCGUCAGAGACACGCGUGAUCUGCGUGUCCUGGAUGUUUGCUGUCAGAAAAGGAAAUCAGCUGUUUAGAGUUUCCGAAACUGUGUUCUACGGUUUGACUUCAGUUUGUAUACGAAAAGCAAUGGAUUACGCAAAGUUCGCUUUGCCAUCACGAUAUCACGGAUCAGAAAAAAGCGUUUGGGUCGAAUAUAUACAGCUUGCACUUGAGCACAAACCACUGAACCUGGGACAAGGUUUUCCAGAUUUCGCCGCCCCAGACUAUGUGACGAAAGCUUUAUCAGAUGCAGCUCUAAGUGACAAUGUAUUAUUAAACCAGUACACAAGAGGAUUUGGACAUCCACGUCUAAUAAGUGCUCUCAGCAAACUGUAUUCAAAAUUAAUUGGAAGAAGUAUUGAUGCUCAGAGUGAAAUUCUUGUUACGUGUGGAGCUUAUGAAGCAUUGUUUGCUUCUAUACUUGGCCACACAAACCCUGGUGAUGAAGUUAUAAUUAUUGAACCAUAUUUUGACUGCUAUGUGCCAAUGGUGCGUGCAGGAGGUGGUGUACCACGCUUCAUUCCUCUUAGGCCGAAAAAAGCUGAGGGUACAGUCAGCUCCUCUGAUUGGGUGCUGGAUGAAAAAGAACUGGAGGGCCUGUUCAAUAGCAAAACUAAAGCAAUAAUAUUAAACACUCCUAAUAACCCUGUUGGAAAGGUCUUCAAUCAGAGAGAACUGGAACUUAUUGCCCAACUGUGCAAGAAAUGGAAUGUUUUAUGCAUUUCUGAUGAAGUUUAUGAGUGGCUUGUCUACAAACCAAAUAAACAUAUACGAAUUGCAACACUUCCGGGUAUGUGGGAACGAACAAUUACUAUUGGUUCAGCUGGUAAAACUUUUAGUGUUACUGGCUGGAAAAUUGGAUGGGCAUAUGGUCCAGCCCCACUUAUGAAAAAUCUCCAAGCAGUCCAUCAGAACAGUGUAUACACUUGCUCAACACCACUGCAGGAAGCAGUAGCAAAAGGAUUUGAAAUAGAAAUUGAACGAAUGGGAUCACCUGAGUGUUACUUUGAAAGUCUUGCUGCUGAGCUUGUAGCGAAGAGAGACUAUAUGGCAAAGUUCCUGUCUGAAGUUGGUAUGAAUCCAACUAUUCCAGAAGGAGGAUACUUCAUGAUAGCUGACUGGUCACCCUUGGAGUCUAAAGUCAAUUUAAAUGAUGAAACUGAUAAAUAUAAGGAUUAUCGUUUCACCAAAUGGAUGACGAAAAAUGUUAAGCUUCAAGGAAUACCACCAUCUGCAUUCUAUUCUGAUGAACACAAGAACCUGGCUGAAAACUUUGUUCGUUACUGUUUCAUUAAGAAAGAUGAAAACCUGCAGAAAGCACAUACUAUUCUGAAAAACUGGAAGAAAUAGUAAUCCUGGUGAACUGAAACAUUAAUUUAAACUGCUUGCUCUUUGGAGUCAUGUCUAAAGUAAAUGCCUGAUGGAGGCGAUGUUAAACCUGCUUGGUUCUGUCUCCUGUAAAUUGCAAUCUCUUUUUCUAUUUGUUCCUAUUAAAAAUUUGUAUUGUAAGAUAGAAGUACAUGUACUGAAAUAUGAAAAAGGAACAGGUAAAAAAUUCACUUGUAAGCGAAUAAAUUAUUUUAUGAUAAUAACUUGCAUUUAAAAGUGAUGUAUUUGGAAGCUGUUAAGUUCUUUGUCUGGCCUCUAAUUUGAGAAAAAUAGCUAAAUUCUCAAGAAUCUCAAAGCAUGUUGAGAAAUGUUGAACUGUGCUGCCCACUCUCGGACAGGUGUGCAAAUCGGCCUACUGUUAGUGCAAGAACAAUUUCCUAAAAGUGCGGCUAUCAAGUGAAGCAAGCCCUGUAUACAGCGCUCACAGAUGGUGCAGUCUCAAUAACAUUUAUUAUGCAUGUAAAAGGAACACUUCACCCAUGCAUAUUAAAUUAAAUGGUAUCAUUUUUGAUUGAUUUACUGGAACACUGGUUUUAAAUUAGUAUGGAAACAAGUUCAUUUAGAAGAACAAAUGUCAUAGAACUAAACCCAGUUUCAAUGUUGUUCAGAAAUAAAUGCAUUUUAUUGUUUUCCAUUAA
Schistocerca cancellata (South American locust) is the source of this 2314-nucleotide messenger RNA. RefSeq names its product kynurenine aminotransferase (gene Kyat). Gene Ontology annotation, cellular component: cytoplasm; mitochondrion. Gene Ontology annotation, biological process: biosynthetic process. NCBI's taxonomy places the organism in Eukaryota, Metazoa, Arthropoda, Insecta, Orthoptera, Acrididae. The record is from RefSeq and is a predicted model, not a curated record. The coding region runs from base 288 to 1637 and encodes 449 amino acids. Gene Ontology annotation, molecular function: pyridoxal phosphate binding; L-kynurenine:2-oxoglutarate transaminase activity. The transcript has 9 exons.